Sphaeramia orbicularis (orbiculate cardinalfish) is the source of this 17042-nucleotide messenger RNA. It is a transcript of the gene abca12, whose product is annotated as ATP-binding cassette, sub-family A (ABC1), member 12. Gene Ontology annotation, molecular function: ATP hydrolysis activity; ABC-type transporter activity; lipid carrier activity. The record is from RefSeq and is a predicted model, not a curated record. Gene Ontology annotation, biological process: lipid transport; transmembrane transport. Bases 153 to 16337 code for a protein of 5394 amino acids. Gene Ontology annotation, cellular component: membrane; intracellular membrane-bounded organelle. The transcript has 72 exons. NCBI's taxonomy places the organism in Eukaryota, Metazoa, Chordata, Actinopteri, Kurtiformes, Apogonidae.
UUUUUUGUUUCCUGGUAUAACCGACUGAUGGAAAGGGCAUCCUGCUAGGGUCCCCUAGCGCCAUGUCCUUACCUAAAAACCUGCGUGCUACGGUUAGAUAACACCUGAUUCCACCACUGAAGGAGGACCAUCUCCAACAGCCUCUUCUACCGAUGGCCUUCUUUCGCCAACUGAAACUUCUUCUAUGGAAGAAUAGCCUGGGCGUUGUCAGACAGCCGGCCUGGUCACUGACUCUCAUCAUCUGGCCUUUGAUCAUCUUCAUCAUCAUCGCUGUGACACGCAACCAGUUCCCUCCAGUGUUAAGGGAAACAUGCUACGUGGCGCCCAGAAACCUACCCAGCACUGGCUUCUUCCCCUUCCUGCAAACCCUCAUGUGCAACAAGGACACCUACUGCCAUAACACAUCACAAGAGAAUCCAACUCCAUCAAAGCAUGGCAGAAUUCACAAAAGGACUGCAAGGUCACCCAUCCUUCUGAAAAAUAAUCCACUGGCAAAAUUGGUUCAAGGGGAAAGUUUGCUCAAAAUUGAUAUUCCACCGGGGGCAAUGGAUGAUGCCACAAAGCUGAUGAAUUUCAUAAAUAACAUGUUUGGUUCAUCUCAGCAACAAAGGAUGAAUAAUGCGUCUCUUAUAAAUGUCAUGAAUGCCAGUCUUCCAGGAGAUCAGUCCCUUGAUGAAUUGAUGGCAUCCAUGACUUUACUAAAGAAGACCAUCUGCCAGUCGGUUCUACCCAUGAUGAACAUGUCUUCACCCACCCACCUCACCUUUGCUGUGGUAACAUUCUGCAACUCCAACAACACGGUGUUUGAAGUCAUGCUUGUCACACUCAACCAGAUACUGAUUGAUCUGAUGCUGACCGAACCAGAUGAGAUGGUGAAUGUUGUCGGGGCGACGUUGUUCUUCUUUGAUCACCUGCAAAAUCAGAGCUCGCUGUGGGAAGCCUUUUUAGCUCUUCCCCAGCUCUUCUCUUCAACCUCUGUCGACCAAAUAGCCGGCACCGCUGAGGCUCUGCUCACUAACAUACAGGGUGUUUUGCACAUCAUCCAGACCAAUUUCCCCAACGCCAGUGCCUCGGCCCACGCUGUACAUCCACUGCUUGCUGGAGGCAUCAGCAUAACCCGCUACAUCCAGAACUGGCCCGGAAAACAUGUCUCAAUUUCCCUCGGAGAUGUGCUGGUGUUGUAUAAUGACUCCCUGAGUGAGAUGGUGAAACCUGUUCUACAAGAGGUGGAGAUACCACUGGACAAGGCAAUCGCCUUGACUUUAGACAGAGAAGUGGUGCGUGGCUUUGUGUGCAACAACAGAGAUAACCCGAUGUGGCUAACAGCAGCGUGCACAACUGGCACUGUGGACAUGUUCCUGGGCUGGAUCUCACCUGAAAAUCUGGCCGAGCAGGUUCUCUUGAAGUGGAGUAAGCAUGUGGCGCAACAUGAUUUGUUGUUUGCCAAAGGACUUCUGGAAGCUCUGAUGGGAGGUCCAUCCCCUGGAGGACAAGGAGGUUUCAACAUCACGAGGACCCGGCGUAGCGUAGGAACACAACCGCAAAACAUCGAAGAAGACCUGUUUUUAUCUGUCGGUGAAGUGGUUCUAGAUAUCCUAAAAGUUUCCCCUGAGCUGAGUGCUGUUGCCCAGGCCAUCCUCGGGACUGGUUUGGAGUCCAUGGAAACAGCGACACUGGUUCUACACACUGUAAAAAAAAUGGUGGAUGAUGUUCUAAAAGACGCGAACCAACUCCAGAUGAACUACCUCACAUUGAUGACAAACCAAACUCAGGCCAAGAUCUGGAUUAACCGGUUCAUCGAAAAUGUGCUGGAUAUUUUCAUGAAGGGUCUGGCCUCUGAGUCUAUGACAUGUGAGGAUAUCCUGGGUCGCUUUGAGUGGCUUUUAGACACAGAAAGUGUAAGGAUUGAAGGGUGGCGCUCAGUCAUCUGCCAUAACGACUCCACUCUGCUGGAACUUCUUCCGUUUGACUGGAUGCCUCUCAUAUAUAAGGCUCACGAGGUAUACUACGCCAUACAAGGACAUGGAGGCGACAACGUAACUCUUCCCAUGAUUCUGUCUGAAUGGCACCUAUUGUUAAAUAAAACUCAGCAGUUUGGAGGAUUGUUGGAGGAAGUGGCUGAAGAGAUGGGUGCAGAAUACUGGAUGAACUGGGUAGUAGAAAACAACACCAGUGAUUUUCUUGGAACGUUACUGCAAAGUGCGUUUCACUUCAUGGUGAGACUUGGACAAGAGAUUGAGCAGAGCCAACUGUGGCCCGAGAUGAAGGACUAUUUCCACAUGGCUUACUGGAUUUUGAACUACAGGCCUGGAAUCACAACUCAGCCAGCAAACUGUUCCAUUGACCUACACAGCUUUGGAAUUCGUUGUGAUACUGGAUUGAACUGGCAGCUGUUUGUUAACACAUUGUCACAAGUACUGAUGUCACCCAACCCAGACAUUCUGGUGAAUUGCCUCAAAGGAUCUGUGAAUUUGUUGCAGCACGUGUAUGGUGAUAUUUAUAAAUACCUAGCGGCAUCAAAUUUGAAAGAUGAAAUCCAUGGUGGAGAUGCACUCUCUGAUUUCCUGAUAAACCUGAUGAAUAACCUGAAUGACUUCGCCCAGAACCUCACCAGACUUCCAGACCAGAGCAUCUCAAACCCUUACGUCAUGUUUCCCCUUUAUAGCCACCUUCUACAGUCCACAGGUCUGGCACCGCUUCUGCCUGUGAUCCUCAAUGAUGGCCCCUUAAACAUCACACAAGUGUUUGAGGUAGCCUCCAAGCUUGGAAGGCUCAAUCAGCACAUCUUUACCUUCAAUGAGACACACCCAACAAUGCCUGAACUGGAGAGGUUGAUAAUGCAGUUCCUCUCCUCCGAAGGUAACCUCACCAUGUCUCUGGCCCUCAGUAUGGGGAACACUCUACUGACGUACUCUGAGUACAUCAGCCCCGAGUAUGUAGCCCGUCUUAGAGAAGCCAUUCAACCUUUCACUAACCAGACCUCAGCAGGCAUUGUGGAAGCCAUCCUUAGUGCCAUUGAACUAGUGAAGACAGUGAUGGAUUCUCCAGAUGGCAACCCUACUACCGUCAUCCUUGGGUACAUACAACAGCUUGAAGAGUGUAUUAUCUCUCUUUUGCGACUGCGAAAAACUGAGCAGGUGAUGUUGCCAAAUGGACAGCUGAUCACAACUCAAGUAACUGACCUCUACCAGCCUACUGCCGAAUUUCUCAACCUUCUCACCCCAGAGGGCAUUGAAACCCUUGCUCAGGCUGGACCGGAUGCUGCCCAGGACUUAAUUGCACAGAAAUUCAUGGCUUUCCUACCAGCAGCAGUUCGUCAGCAAGCUGCUACGUUUCUGCAGGAUUUCAAAGCUCUGCAGCAUCAGAUGACCCAAUGUGCAACAGGCCAGAACUGUUUGGCUGGCAUCUCAGAGAUCUUCACUUUCUUGGAUCAGAUUUUAGAUAUGAUGGUCUCAGCCAAAGGAAAUGUCACUAUCGAAAUAGCUACAUCCAACUCUUUUCUGGGAAGACAGGAAUAUGAGGAAGUUGCAUCCACGGCGUUCUCUCUGCUGCUUUCUCCAAAUGAUGUUGCUACAGUGACAACAUUCAAACAGACUCUCCUCUUCAUCAGACUGGUCAUGGCUAACCCAAAUAUUACUGUGUCUCAUGUCCAGAAUGCUCUGCAGCAGUCAAACCUAACCAUCGAGGAGCUGAAUUACAUUGCAUCACUUGCUGGGGCUGGAAACAUGAACGACCUUGUAGUAAAAAUAUUGACGCUUAUCAGUUCUUACCAGUGUUUUGAGCUACAGCCUGCUUCAGAAGGGACAACUCAAUGUGUUGUGGAACUAAUAAAUGGCAUCAGCAGUUUCUUAAUGCACGUACCAGCCCUACAACAACAAACAGCCAUCCUCUCCAUCAUUCCGUUAAUUGUCAAUAAAACACUCAGUAACGUUGCAUAUGCCAAUUUCAGCUCGAAUCCAGACAGUGUCGUGUUUCAGACCUUGAACAGCACUCUAGCCAAUGUCAAGAUGGCCCUCCACAUGAACAAUUUGGACACACCAGAGAUAAUGAAUGAAUUCAGAGUACUGGAAAACAUUCUGAAAGUAGCUGCUGACCCUACACCCUUAAACUACAUCUUCAAUCCCACCAUGGGGCCAAACCCAUUCUUUGCCGUGAAAGACGUCGAGGAGAUGAUCAUGUGGUACUUGAAAAGGCUGGAAAAUGCCACCAGUAGCAGUUCCAUCUCAGACCUGCUCUAUCCCUUUUUCCAUCUCUCACAGAUGCAAGUGGCUUUACAGCUGGCACAGACAGAUUUGUCAAUUUUUGUCAGUAACCAGAUUGAUCACCUCAUGCACAGUCUCCAGUACCCACUAGAUGCUGAAGGACUGAGGAAAAUUGGCCAGGCAGCUGUUGAGAUUCUUCAACGUAUGUUUAAAGUUGUUAUUGGCAACAUAGAUGCACAGAAUUCCGUUGCCGAACUACUUGGCUCAGUACUGCCAUGGAACACGACGGCUCUAGAUGCCACUGAGGUCCAAAUUACUCUCUACCUCAACUUCAUACAGCAAUGGCUGACACAACCGAAUGCACAAAACCUGUCUAUCCCAGAGCUGAAUGAUAUCGCAGCACAAGCUGGAGCUGCAAACGUAGGUGACCUUGUUACAAAGAUUAUGGCGCUGGUCAACUAUUACCAGUGUUUUGAACAACAUCCUGGGGCAGAAGGGACAACUCGUUGUGUCAUGGGACUGAUGAAUGGGAUUGGCAGCUUCCUGAUGCAUGUACCAGUUCUGAAGAAUGAGAAAGCCAUUCUUUCCCUGAUUCCAGUUAUUGUCAAUCAAACUAUCAAUAACAUUAUGCAUGUGAAUUUCAGCUCAAAUCCACAUAUGGCUGUCACCGAGACCCUGAACAUGACUCUAGCCAGUAUCAAGAUGACCCUCCAGCUGAACAACUUGAGCUCUCCAGAAAUAAUGAAUGAACUCAGAAUGAUAGAAAACCUUUUAAAAGUAGGGGCCGACCCUACAACCUUAGCCAACUUCCUCAAUGCCACCAUGGACCCAGACCCCUUCCAUGCCCAGAAAGCAUUCCUGGAAAUCCUGAGCAAGUCCUUGAAAAGGGUGGAAAAUGCUACCAGUGGCAGCUCCAUCGCAGACAUCCUUCGUUCCAUUUUGCGUGUUGCACAAAUGCAAGUGGAAUCACAACUGGCACAAAUAAAUUUCUCAAUUUUCAUCAGUAACCAGAUUGAUUACCUCAUGCGCAACCUCCAGUACCCACUAGAUGCAGAAGGUCUGAGGAAAAUUGGCCUGACAAUUGUUGAAAUCCUUCAACGUGUGUUUAAACUUGUAAUGAUCAACUUAGAUGCUCAGAAUAACCUUGCCAUAAUGGAAGGUUCAGUACCUCCAUUUAAUGCAACCCAUCUGGAUGCCAUAGAGGUCCAAGUUAAUCUCUAUCUCAACAUCAUACAACAGUGGAUGACACAACCAAAUGCACUACAACACUCAAACCUGACAACUGAGGAGCUGAAUCAAAUCGCAGCACAGGCUGGAUUCUCAAGCAUAAGUGACCUCUUAGUAAAUAUAAUGACGCUUGUCAAUUCUCACCAGUGUUUUGAACAAGAACCUUCUCCAGCAGGAACAGCUCGUUGUGUUAUGGGACUGAUAAUGAGGAUCAACGGUUUCCUGAGCCAUGUACCAGCUCUAAAAGACGAGAAGGCCAUUCUAUCCCUCAUCCCUUUUAUUUUCAAUAAAACUAUCAGUAACAUCAUGCAUGCCAAUUUCAGCUCAAAUCCACACAUGGUUGUCUUGGAGACCCUGAACACAACUCUAGCCAGUAUCAAGAUGACCCUCCAGCUGAACAACCUGAGCUCUCCAGAAAUAAUGAAUGAACUCAGAAUGAUAGAAAACCUUUUAAAAGUAGGGGCCGACCCUACAACCUUAGCCAACUUCCUCAAUGCCACCAUGGACCCAGACCCCCUCCAUGCCCAGAAAGCAUUCCUGGAAAUCCUGAGCAAGUCCUUGAAAAGAUUGGAAAAUGCUACCAGUGGCAGCUCCAUCGCCGACGUCCUUCAUUCCAUUUUGCGUGCUGUACGGAUGGAAGUGGAAUCACAACUGGCACAAAUAAAUUUCUCAAUUUUCAUCAGUAACCAGAUUGAUUACCUCAUGCGCAACCUCCAGUACCCGCUAGAUGCAGAAGGUCUGAGGAAAAUUGGCCUGACAACUGUUGAAAUUCUUCAACGUCUGUUUAAACUUGUAAUGACCGACUUAGAUGCUGAGAAUAACCUUGCCAUAAUGGAAGGGUUAGUACCUCCAUUUAAUGCAACCCAUCUGGAUGCCAUAGAGGUCCAAGUUAAUCUCUAUCUCAACAUCAUACAACAGUGGAUGACACAACCAUAUGCACUACAACACUCAAACCUGACAACUGAGGAGCUGAAUCACAUCGCAGCACAGGUUGGAUUCUCAAGCAUAAGUGACCUCUUAGUAAAUAUAAUGACGCUUGUCAAUUCUCACCAGUGUUUUGAACAAGAACCUUCUCCAGCAGGAACAGCUCGGUGUGUUAUGGGACUGAUAAUGAGGAUCAACGGUUUCCUGAGCCAUGUACCAGCUCUAAAAGACGAGAAGGCCAUUCUAUCCCUCAUCCCUUUUAUUUUCAAUAAAACUAUCAGUAACAUCAUGCAUGCCAAUUUCAGCUCAAAUCCACAUAUGGCUGUCACCGAGACCCUGAACAUGACUCUGGCCAGUAUCAAAAUGACCCUCCAGAUGAACAAUUUGAGCUCUUCAGAAAUAAUGAAUGAACUCAGAAUGGUAGAAAACCUUUUAAAAGUAGGGGCCGACCCUACAACUUUAGCCAACUUCCUCAAUGCCUCCAUGGACCCAGACCCCCUCCAUGCCCAGAAAGCAUUCCUGGAAACCCUGAGCAAGUCCUUGAAAAGAUUGGAAAAUGCUACCAGUGGCAGCUCCAUCUCAGACGUCCUUCAUUCCAUUUUGCGUGCUGUACAGAUGGAAGUGGAAUCACAACUGGCACAAAUAAAUUUCUCAAUUUUCAUCAGUAACCAGAUUGAUUACCUCACACAUAACAUCCAGUUUCCAAUAAAUGCGCAAGGGGUCAGUAAAAUUGGCAAGGCAACUAUUGAGAUACUUCGACGUGUGUUGAAGCUCAUAAGGCACAACUUUGACGCUCAGAAUAACUCUGUGGAAAUCUAUGGCUUUGAGAUGCCAUUGAACGCAACCCUCUUAGCUGCCUCAGAGUUCCAAAUAAAUCUCUACCUAAACAUCAUACAACACUGGAUGGCACAACCAAAUGUCUUUAUGGUCCUCACCAGUAUGCUGCAUUGGGGAAACUCCUCCAUGAGUUAUGCUACACCUGUGAAUGAUAUCCACCACCUGCUGCAGACCAUACUUCCUUUUCUCGAUGAAGAACAACGUGUCUUUAUUUCUUUAAUUGGAAACAUCACCCAGUCUCUAAGCAAAGCCUUAACAGUGGCACAGCAGCCCAAUGGUCUACAGAGUGACCAUUUCAUAACCGCCAUCUCAGAAGCAAUCCAGACUAUGAUGUCGGUCUUAACGCCGGCAAGUGGACCCGUGCCAGUCAGUCUUCAGCAGAACAUCCUGGGAGUUGUGCAAUAUUCAAUAAAACUCAUUGUCCACCCAGACUUGGGCUAUGCCUCAGCACGUAAUGCAUCCCUCCUCAUCCUGAAGAACACCGAAGGCUUCAUUCAACAGAUAAUUCCAGAAAUGGUGGCCCAAUACAUGCUUGGCGGAGUCAAAAUUGUUACUACAUAUUUCGAGACCAUCUCCACAGCGUCUGGUCCAGACAACUUUAAUGAAUUGAUUUUGAAUGAGAUGAAGACAAUCCACAGCCUCCUCCCACCAAACAGCACAUCACGAGCCUACAUUUCUGCCCUCAUUAACAUCACUCACUUCAUCCUGGCGUCCGGCCAAGACAACAUGGGUCUCUUGGGAAGUUUUGAGAAUCUGUCACCACAAAAUGUACCUCUAAUUAUUGAGCAGAUGGGGAAGCUCCUGAACAUGAUUUGGCGACUCAUCAUGGGAAGUCCAGACACACUUACCAAACCAGAAUCUCUUAAAGCUUUCUCUCAACUUGCUCAAGUCCUGGAGGAAUUGCUAGAGGAGAGAGCAACCCAAGAAACCUGGCACAAUCUUAAAAUGAUGUUAGAGGCCGUACUGUCAAUUGUCGAAAAGACAGAGCAUUGGGAAAGUAUUCCAUCAUUUGUCUCACUACUGGAAAAAGCCCUUGGAACUUUGGUUAAGACCACAAAGGCAGAGAAUGGACUGAUUGUAAGCCUUCAGGUGCCUGUGAUGACACUGAUGACAGAAAUAGCUCAGUCUGUGAACAGCAGCCAUUUCAACUUGUCGGAGUUCUCGGAGAGAAUGCAGCACGCCAUUGAACGCACUCUUGUGGCGUCUCAGCAGGCUAACGGUACAUUGGAGUGCAGUGACGUUCUGAAAAUCUGGGAGGGGGUGAGAGAGGCAGCUGGCUUAAACCACAGUGUCAUGGCUAUGUGGUGCAACGCCAGCCUUCAGCCUGUCAUUGAGGCGUACAUUGAAGCACAGAAAAUAUUCGCCCACAUGAAUAUGACUCACACGGGCAUGGGACCGGUGACUGUGAAUGCCACAGCUGCUAGGAUUGUCAAAACUGUGCAGUCCUUCUACUAUGUCAGCGUUAACCAGUCACAUGUGCUGGAGCAGUUUGUCAUGACUUUCAGCAGACACUUGGAUGAGAUCGCAGGCCAGCCUCUAAGUCCAGAGGCACAGCUGUACUGGUACAAGCACCUCCAAGACAUGCAGCUGGAAGACAGUUUGUUGUCCCUCAGAACACUCUCUGAAGAAGUCCUAAGCGAGUUCCCCUUCCUCCAACCUUACGUGGAAGCUGUAGAGAAAGCACUGGCCCACGUCUUGAAUAACUAUGAUUUCAUGAAAGGCAGCAUCUUAUCCAAGAAAGUCUUCAGUGAAGCAGCAAUGAUCUUCCUAUACUCUGUAAACAUCACUUCAGAUGACAUGUUCAUGAUGUGGGGAAACUUCUCAGACCUCAAUGCCGUAUCGAUUGCUGACAUGAUGAUAAACGCAGUCAAAAUGAUGGUUGACAUGAAGGUAUUUGGGGAAGCGCCUAUGGUUUACGAAGCCUUGGAGCAACUUCUGACAUAUGAUGACACAAGAAAGAUCGCGCAGAAGGUUGCAGAACUGUUUCUCUGGUUGACCUCCACUCAACCAUCUGGACCAGAUUUUCUGACUGAGGCACUGCCGGAACUUGCCAGGUAUAUCCUGUCUUUCCUGAAACAGAUGAUUGAUGAUUUGCCAAUAAACAUGGGGCUGUUUGAAGACCUGCCUGAGAAUGUAAUUGAAAUACUGAGAAAACUACUAAGCACCUUUGGUGUUCUACCUCCCAUGGACAACGAUAUGAACAUGCGUCAACAGCAAAUGCAGAAUGGUAACAAUACAGUGAAGAUACGACGGAAACGUGAAUUAUCAGUGAUGCCAAUGAGGAGCCCAAUGGAUGACUUUAUAGAUCUGAUUUUCAUCGACUACUCCACCAUGUUCAGCUCCCUCAGUGUCCUACCCACAGAGGUUGAGAUCAUAGACACAGCCCAUGUGUUUUUUUCCAAUCCUGAUCUGGGUGUUGUGGUGAAGGGAGCGACAAGGGGCAUCCAGUGGAAUAUGAAUCCCUCUAGAGAGAAGACCAUUGACGCUGUCCUGGGAAUGGCCUCCGUCCUCACCCUUCCUGAUCUUUUGUCUUCUCCACCGUCAUCAAUAGAGCAGGUGAUGAAUGCUGUUGAUAUGCUUCCUGAUGACUUCCCAUUCUCCUCGCUGCUGAAAAAUAUCACCAAAGUGCUUGCCAGUGAAUCUCAAGAGAACCUUAGCCUCAUGCAGAAAACCAUCAACACAGUCACGACGCUUUUCCAGACCAGCCUGACAGAUCCACGCUUCACGAAGCAACUGAGCCACCUGAGAGCACAGGUGUGCGCCUUGGAGAAUACAAACACUAUACGUCUUCUGAUGCAUAAUCUCGGCAUAAAGCCUGGCGAGAUUUGUCACGUCCUUCUGCCUGGCGUGCAGAACUUGGUGGAAAGUCUGGUGAAUCACACGACAACUUUGUUUGAUAUCAUCUACCAGACUUUCGUCGGAGACCCAAGUUCCUACCGUGUUCAGAAUAACUGGGGAUCUGUGUUUACUCAAGGUUUGGGAUUUAACAUAAGCAGUCUGAGCGCCCUGAGUAUUAACAUCACUAUGCCAGGAGCUGUGACCAUUGGGGAGAUGCUGCAGAAUAAAACAGCAUUUAUUCUGGAUGUCCAGCAGUACAUGGGUUUAGAUCAAGCCGCUCUGUAUCUGCUGAUGGAGACCCCUCUGCCAAACAACAACCUACAGAUCCUGUCCUGGUUGGUCAAUCUGCGUCACUGCAACUCCACAGAUUCAGUCCACAUGAAACAGUCUGAAGAAGCCAUCUUUAGGACACUGUGCUCCAUGUCCGUCCAGCAGUUGUACAGCCUCACAGUGCUAAUGACUCGCCACGUCAACCUAGAGAAGUUCAUCUACAGAAUGUUGUUGCCUGAAGAAAUGCAGAACCUGGUUGGCGUCAUGCUUCAGAUGGCCAAGGUUAUGAUCGACAUGAUAAACAAGAUCCUUCCUGCUGUUGGUCAGCUGCAAAGCUACAUGCACUCCAUGCAGGACCUCAACCUGGGGGCCAACAAUGAAUUCAUCCAGAUGUCAAGAGGACAGAGGAAAACCAUAUCUAGUAAAGCUACAUUUGUCACCAUCUCUCGAGCGCUGUGUAGUAACGGAAUCCUGGCUCUGCUUGGAAUCUCCAAAAUCCCCGAAGUCACAGAGUCUUACCCCUCCUUCACUGGCAGCAAGAGGGAGGAGAUGAUCGAGAGGUUCAAAAUUCCUCGUAACGCAACUCCCUUCUGCACAAACAUGUAUCUGGACAUGGUCAAUACAACAGGAGGAGCCAUUGCCUGGGCAUUCCUCAAACCAAUGCUCAUGGGACAUAUUCUCUACACACCUGACACACCUCUCACCAGGGCCAUUAUGGAAAAGUCCAACCUCACCUUGCACGAGUUUGGAAAUCUGCGGAAGCACUCCCAAGAAUGGAUUGAAUCUUCCAGCUACCUCAUUAAGUCUUCUGAAUUACUCAGCCACACUUUGCCAAUGCUGCAGAAUUCCCUCGGCAAUUCUUUUGUGAAGAAUUUCAUUGAGAUGCAGACAGACAUCAAUGUUGGCAGAAUGAAGGAGACGCUCAGCAACUUCUCUAAUAUGACUGAGAUGCUGGAGAAAAACAAAGACCUCCUCAAUCAAAUCACCGCCUUGUCCACUCUGAUGGUCGACCUCUCCUCCUGCAUCAAGUUUGACCGCUUCCGUGGUUACGAUUCCGCCGACCAGCUCAACACUGACGCUCAGGAAUUCGCCAAAAACCGUGAUCUCUAUGCAAGUGUCAUCUUUAAGCUUCCCAAAGAAGAGGAAUCCCAGAAGUCUUCUCCAUCCACAUCUACACUUCCUCCUAAAGUCAGCUACACCAUCCGCAUGCACAUGGACAAUGUCAUGCGUACCGACCGUGUCCGCGAUCCCUACUUUGUGAAGGACCCGCACGUCUCGGCCACGAUGACAAUGCGCUACAACCGAGGCUUUGUCUACCUCCAGGAGACCAUUGAUCGGGCUAUUAUUGAAACCCAGGCUGGACGUCGAAUCACAGAGCCGGCCGUCCAGCUGCAGGCCUUCCCCUAUCCCUGCCAUCUCCGGGAUGAGUACCUGGAGGCCAUUUCUUUUGUCUUUCCGCUCAUGCUGAUGAUAGCCUGGGUGCUGUUUGUGGCUGAUUUUGUAAAGAAACUGGUUCACGAGAGAGAGCUGAGACUGCAUGAGUACAUGAAGAUGAUGGGAGUCAACCCCCUCAGCCACUUCUUUGCCUGGUUUGUGGAAUGUGCCUGCUACCUAGGGGUGACCAUCAUCAUCCUCACGUUGCUGCUGAAGUACGGUCGCGUCCUGCCUCACAGUGAUGGCUUCCUUAUUUUCUUAUACCUCUGCGACUACGGCCUGAGCAUCCUGGCCUUCAGCUACUUGGUCAGCUCCUUCUUUGACCAAACCUACAUCGCAGGCCUCAGCGGCAGCCUCCUGUACAUCCUCUCCUUCUUCCCCUUCAUCGUGGUCAUGGCCGUGGAGACUAAACUCACCUUUUCUCAGAAGAGCCUCUUGAGUUUAUUUUCCCCAACGUGUUUCAGUUACGCCAGUCAAUACAUCAAUCGGUAUGAGGCCCAAGCAGAAGGAAUUCAGUGGAGUAACUCAUAUUCUUCACCCAUUGCCGGAGACAUGGCUUCGUUCGGCUGGCUCUGCUGGCUCAUGCUCAUCGACUCCAUCCUCUACUUCAUUCUCGGGGCGUACAUUCGUAUGGUGUUCCCAGGAAAGUAUGGCAUUGCAGCUCCAUGGUACUUCCCCUUCACAGCCUCAUUUUGGUCUGAGUUAUGCUGCAGUAGGUCACAGAGUAAGGUGGGCAAAGGACUCUUCUUUACCAACAUCAUGCAGUCAAAGCAGGCGGUCUUCUCUGACGACAAGGGAAAAGGCCAGAGCGCUCUCUCCUCUCAGGCUGGGGAGGAUUGCUCAGAACUCCCAGUGGGUGUUUCUCUUCACGGUCUCACCAAGAUCUAUGGCGAGCGAGUAGCCAUUGAAAAUCUUAAUGUUACCUUCUACGAGGGCCAAGUCACCACACUGCUCGGUCACAAUGGAGCUGGAAAAACCACCACUAUGUCUCUCCUCACUGGUCUUUUUGCCCCGUCAUCUGGCACUAUCGAGGUGUAUGGCAAAGACAUGCAGACCAACAUCAACACCGUUCGCAAAGAGCUGGGUGUUUGCAUGCAGUACGACGUCCUGUUUGAGCACAUGACCACCAAGGAGCAUUUACUCCUGUAUGGUCAGAUCAAGGCCCCGCAUUGGUCGCGGAAGGAACUGCAUGAACAAGUUCGCACGAUCCUGGAGGAGACAGGCAUGUAUGCUCACAGGCACAAGCGGGUGGGCACCCUGUCGGGCGGUAUGAAGCGCAAGCUGUCAAUCUCCAUCGCCUUCAUAGGGGGCUCUCGCUUGGUGGUUCUCGAUGAACCCACCACAGGAGUCGAUCCCUGCUCCAGGCGCAACAUCUGGGACAUUGUUAUCCAGCAUAAAAAACAUCGCACCAUCAUCAUGUCCACCCACCACCUGGAUGAGGCUGAAGUCCUGAGUGACCGCAUCGCCUUCCUGGAAAAAGGAGGAUUGAAAUGCUGCGGAUCCCCAUUCUAUCUGAAAGACAAGCUGGGCCAAGGUUAUAAACUUACCAUCACCAAGAAGACGCAGAACUUAGAAUCUGAGCAGAUAGAUGAUGUUGAGCUGAAGUCCUUCAUCCAAGCCCAUGUACCUGAAGCAACACUGAAGGAAGCCCAGGGAAGUGACCUGGUUUACUUACUGCCCCCGUUCAGCUCAUCCAACUCCUCCUCAUACCGCUCUCUCCUUACUGCGCUGGACGCCAACCUGGACGCCCUCCAGCUGGGAUGCUAUGGCAUCUCUGACACGACCCUAGAGGAGGUGUUUCUUCACAUGACACAUGGCAGCACAGAGUCUUGGGCUGAUGAUGGCCCCCUGACUAUAUCAGAGACUGUUUCUGACUCCGGAUCCAUUGACAGUUUCCCCACAGACGCCACUGGAAGCAUCGGCGGUGACAGUGACAAAUACAAUCUGACUGGUUUGUCCAUGGUAGAAGGUGCGGCUUUGGUUUGGCAGCAAAUAAUGGCCAUUCUGAUCAAGAGGUUCCACCACAGCCGCAGAGACUGGAAAGGCCUCAUCUCCCAGCUCCUGCUUCCUGUUCUGUUUGUGCUGUUCGCUAUGGGACUGGGUUCGAUCAAGAAUGACAUGCAGCAUUUCCCCGAGUUGGAACUUAGCCCUGCACUCUACAACAUUGGACCGAGCUACUCCUUCUUCAGUAACCAGAAUCCAAACUCCAGCAAUCUGGUCGACGCCAUGCUGUCAUUCCCAGGCAUGGAUAACGCCUGCCUUGAAAAGUCCAAUGACCAGGUCUGCUCAAGGACUGUGAAGGACUGGGAAUCCAGAGGAAACAGCUCUAAAAUGUCGGGUACCUGUAAAUGUCUUCCUGACAAACAGGUUUGUGAUGCAGGAAACUAUCAGCCGCCCCAUAAGAAGAUCCCCUCAUCUCAGACUGUUUAUAACCUGAGCGGCAUCAAUCUGGAGAACUACCUGGUGGUCACAGGCAACGAUUUCAUCAGGAACAGGUACGGUGGCUUUGCUUUUGGCAAGCCACUCCCCUUGGACUUACAAAUAGAUCUCAAAGCUGUGCCCAAAAACCGAACACUAUCGAAGGUCUGGUUCAACCCUGAGGGCCACCAUACCAUGCCAGCAUACUUAAACAGCCUCAACAAUAUCAUCCUACGUGCCAAUCUUCCAGCUGACAAGGAUCCAAGAGAAUAUGCCAUUUCAGUUUCCAGUCACCCCUACUUUGGCCGUCGAGAUGAUGAAGAUUCAAUUGUCCAAGGAAUGCUCCAGAUCCUCGUUGCCAUGUGUGUUCUGACAGGGUAUUCAAUCACAACAGCCAGCUUCGCCAUCUAUGAGGUCAACGAGCACCACACCGGCUCCAAGAGGCUCCAACACAUCGCUGGAAUCAGUGAACCACUGUACUGGGCCGUUAACUUCUUUUACGACAUGGCCCUCUAUAUGAUCCCUGUGACUGUGACAGUCGCUGUGGUUGCAGCCUUCCAGAUAUCAGCAUUUACAGAUCGAGAAAAUCUGGGCGCCAUUGCUCUGCUUCUGGUUCUUUUCGGGUUUGCCACAUUCCCCUGGAUGUAUCUCUUAUCCAGCGCCUUCAAGGAUGCGGAGAUGGCUUUCAUCACCUACGUGUGCAUCAACCUCUUCAUCAGCAUUAACACCAUCGCAUCCACCUCCAUCCUCUACUUUCUGAGUCAGAUUUCAGUGAUGAGACCAGAGGCCAUCCUGAAUAUCUUCAACAAGCUGAGCUACGUCUUCGUAAUCUUCCCUCAGUUCAACUUUGGUAAUGGACUAAUGACGUUAGCGAGAAAGGACAUCGAGGUACAGAUCCUCAGCGGCUACGGCAUCGACGCUUACAAGAGCCCAUUCUGCAUCGACACCCUCGGCUGGAUGUUCCUUGCCUCUUUCAUCGAAGGCGUGCUCUUCUUCACCCUUCGCCUACUGCUCAACAAGUUCAUCGUACGCAAAAUCAGGCGCCUGAUUUUCAGACGAAAGCCAGUGCCACAGGUGGCUUGUGAGGAUGAGGAUGAGGAUGUGGCGUCGGAACACCUCCGGGUGGCCAGUGGAGCAGCCGGAUCAGACAUCCUGCAGGUCAACCAGCUAACCAAGGUCUAUCAACACUUCAAAAAGAAGGUCCAUGCUGUUAAGAGGCUGUCUGUGGGCAUUCCAGCAGGAGAGUGCUUUGGUCUGCUGGGAGUGAAUGGAGCUGGAAAAACUACCACUUUCAAGAUGCUGACAGGAGAUGUUAGCCCCACUGAUGGCACAGCACAGAUCAGGGACAGGGACGGACGAUUGGUGGACAUCAUGGAGUGCCGUAACCAGGGAAUUAACAUCGGUUACUGUCCCCAGGUGGAUGCUCUGGAUGAUCUACUCACCGGGGAGGAACACUUGUAUUUCUAUGCUCGCGUUCACGGUAUCUCAAAGAGAGAAAUACGCAGGGUGGUGAACUACCUACUGAAGAGACUGGAGUUGACUUACCAUCGAAAUAUCAUCACUGACGGUUACAGCUGUGGCACCCGCAGGAAGCUUUCUACAGCUCUGGCUCUUGUUGGACACCCACAAAUUCUGCUUCUGGAUGAGCCAAGCUCUGGCAUGGACCCUCGUACCAAACGACACCUGUGGAAAAUCAUCUCUGAAGAAGUAAAAGGGAAAUGUGCUGUGGUUCUCACCUCUCACAGCAUGGAAGAGUGUGAGGCACUGUGCAGCCGUCUUGCCAUCAUGGUGAAAGGUCAGUUCCGAUGCCUGGGCUCCCUGCAGCACAUUAAGAACAGGUUCGGCAGCGGGUUCACUGUAAAGAUGUACUUGGCUGCGGCCUCCUGUGACGCAGAAGCAAUCACUGGCUUCAUGCAGCGUCGAUUCCCCAGCACUUAUCUCAAGGACCAGCACUCUACUAUGGUGGAGUACCAUGUACCAGUUGCACCAGGAGGGGUUGCUGACAUCUUCGACCAGCUGGAGUCCAACAAAAAUGCUCUGCAGAUCAAACACUUCUCUGUGAGCCAGACCACACUGGAUGAGGUCUUUAUCAACUUCGCCAUGGGGAAGAUCGGCAUGGAGACCGUACCGAUUGACAACGAAGAAGAAUUUGACGACCUGGGCUCUGUUAAAGAAGUGGAAACAUAGAACUGACUGCUAUAAUACCUCCAUGCUCACUGUGAAAUGAAGAAUUCUAUUUGUUUAUUGUGAACCUAUCCAAUAUGAAAUACUGUAGGUAAAAAAAGAACCAUUUAAGUUCUGCCAGUUUUGCCAAUUCUUAAAACUAUCCAGACUCAUAUAAUGUUAACUUGUUUUUCAGCAAAACACAACUUCACACAUCAACAAUAUAAAAUAAGGAAAUUAUCUGACCGCAACAUUAACUUUAACACAAAUGCAAUGUUCACUUUUAAUUCUCUGGAUCUUAUUAUUUCUGAAGGAUAAAUGAAAUCCUGUAGGGUGUUAAUUUCUUUCUGUGGGAGGGAUUCUGUUAAUAAUCACACUGUUAUACCAUGACAAUAAAAGGACAUAUUUUCUUUACUGUACGUCAUUAUGAAUCAUCAUUAAUGAAGUUAAUACGCAAUGUUUCUAAAGAGGUAAUUUUUCACUGCUGCCUACUGGAUACAUUUUCACAAAUGAAGUAUGAACACAAAGAAGAACAUCCUCAAUAUGCACUUUUCUACUUGCUCACUAACACUUUCUCUAAGGGCAUAAUGUAUAACUUUUAUUUACAGUGAAUAUAAUGAAUAUUUAAUGGACCAUCCCUUGCUUAAUGCACCAAUGUCACAUGUUCUUAUAUGUGUCUUAAUAUAUCAAGCCUAUUUUUUAUAAAUCUAAUAAAGCUAUUUUUCAAAU